UAUGCCCAUUAAGCUGCCACUGAGUCCGCGGAACUCAGACAACAGAACCACCGAGAACACCAUCGAAGAUUCGCUGCCAAAAAGCGACGACGAAGAGCCAGCUGCAGAGCACACAGACACAGACACAGAAACUGCAACUGCAACUGCAACAACUGCCAAACCGAAGCGUUCAAAGAAAAACUGUGGGAAAUAUAAUUCGUUCAGAUAAGUUAUAAGUUUUCUACUUUCCAAACAACCAAAGAGCGCAGCACCGCAGCACCAAUCAACAACUGAAGCAACAACAUACAACGUGUUGCAACAUUCACAACUCCAGAGGAGAAGCAGCAGCAGCGGCAGCUAUCGUGAGCGUCAUAGGUGCCCUUCGCACGCCUCUGCGGAUACCAUAGUUCGAUGCAACGAUUUGAUUUCGAGAAGAGUUCGAAGAGGCUUACAAAUUACUAAGAAGAAAAAGAGCUACUAAAGACAGCUGUACUUGGUUGGUGUAAAGGAAGGUCAGAAGUCAGACAGGACUGAAAAAGAUUUUCAACCAAACACGAGCAAACAGCAAAACAACAACAAUGAUAACGAGGCUAUACAAUACCGAGGAGGAUCCCGCCUACUGCUCAUUAAUAUGGGGCUCCAAUCUCAGCAGCACCACUGAUGUCCUGGAUGGAGCAUCCAAUGCCACGCCCGUCUUUGGCACCGACUUGCGGGACGACAUCUAUCGGGAUGUGGAAGAUCCGCGUACACAAACCCUCCGCGAGUACUGCUAUGGAAUUUUUCUGCCUAUUAUCUGUGCCAUGGGAAUCAUUGGCAAUGUUCUCAAUCUAAUUGUGCUCACCCGUCGGAACAUGCGUGGCACUGCCUACAUCUAUAUGAGGGCAUACUCCGCGGCAGCACUGCUUGCGAUUCUAUUUGCAAUACCCUUCGGCAUCCGCAUGCAGGUCCACAAGGAUCGAGGCCAAUGGGAGGAGUUCGGACCCGCCUUCUACACGGCUCAUUUGGAACUUUACUUGGGCAACGGGUGCUUGGGUGUGGGCGUGAUGAUGCUACUCGUCCUGACACUCGAGCGAUAUGUCUCGGUAUGCCAUCCUGGAGUCACGCGACCCGUCAUGGGACGCCCUGGAUUGGUGGUAUUUGUGACCUCUUUGGUUACCAUCAUCGUGUACUUGCCGAGCAUCUUCCGGGGCGAGCUGAUCAAGUGCAUUCUUUCCUCUCCCGAUGUCUAUGUUUAUCUGCGACGCGACAAUACCAUAUACCAGCAGACCAUGUUCUACAAGGUGUACAAGAUCAUGCUGGAGAUGGUAUUCAAACUGAUUCCAACCAUGGUGAUUGGAGGCCUGAACUUGCAGAUUAUGAUUGUGUAUCGACGAACAUGCGAACGACGCCGCCAAAUGGUUUUGACACGGGCCAGCUCGAACUUCCACAAGGACGAUGACCCGAGGAAGUUUGCGGAGGAGCGCCGCUUAUUUCUUCUACUGGGUAGCACAUCGAUACUGUUCUUGGUCUGCGUUUCACCAAUGGCUAUACUCCACAUGACCAUCGCCUCGGAAGUUUAUCCGAGCUUCCCGUUUCAGGUCUUCCGUGCCAGUGCCAACCUCAUGGAGCUGAUCAACUACUCGCUGACCUUCUACAUCUACUGCCUCUUCAGCGAAGACUUCCGCAACACCCUCUUCCGAACGUUCAAGUGGCCCUGGCUAAAGGGACAGUUCUGCCACCAGGUGGACCUGGAGGUGAGUGCUAGCCCCCCGGCGAGUGUGGCCACAGCUGCCACUCCAGCUCAAGCAGGCAACAGUUCUAAUCCCACUACUACUGUCACUAUACCCAAACGCAUGCAACAACGAUUGCCAAAUCCGACUCGCUUUCCACAUCAAUUAGCCCGCCCAGACCGAAAGCGGCCUGCCCAUGGUGCACUUCGCUAAGGUGACUAAGCAUCCCCAUUUCAACCGCAAUAAAAUAGACACCACAUCGAGCCUUGAUCUGGGACGCUCCACCAGCAUCUAGCAUCCACAGCAUAUACUCCCCCACAUUACCACCACUAUCGUUUAAGCAUCCGAGCAUCACACAUCUAUCACGUCAUCUAACAAACCUUUUACGCUCUAUAUACUCCACACUCCAAAGAUCGAGGCCGAGGCCGAGGCAGAGGCCGAGUCCGACUUACCCUGUCAAACUGAAGCGCCACACUUGACCCGAUAACGAAAGCGAAUUCACGAAGGAAAACAUAAUGAUUGAAUGUGUUUUUUUUUUUUGGUAGUGAACCCUUAGUAUUUCUAGGCAUAAGUCAUAAUUGAGAAACAAAUUAGAGAUGUCCACACAUAGAUAGCAUUCCAUACACAUACCCAAUUAUGUUAGGAUAGAAUAUACGUCAACAUAUUAGAAGCUUGCUCGAAGAACUAGGGAGCCGAAGGAUGACUCGCAACGAGCUUCGCUACAGAUAAACAAGUGGGACAGGAGAGCUUAGCUGCAGACAGAUGAGAUCGACAAAUGGGAGAAAUAAAGACAAAAAGGAAGACUUUGGAGCUUCGAUAUUCCUUACGGUAUGCCGCUGAGUACUUCCGGUUUGUUAUCUUCGAUACGAUAUCUGUUACGAAAUGUUGCAGAGAGAUGAAGAAAGUAAUAGAAACUGAUCGGUAUUCAGGAUUCAGUUAAAAACGACACUUGAUAUAUGUAUUAUGUAUAUUAUAAAACAAAAAGUGAUAAGUGAAAAUACGAUUUUCGGAAUGAAAUUAAAAACGUUAUCUAAAAGAUAGUUUAUUUAGAUGUUUAUGUGUGUGUGAAUGUUCGUUUGUGUGUGCUACACAGUCGGUAGAUUAAUUUGGCAAGCAACAAAAAUAAUGUAUAGACACAGACAGACAGACAUAUGUACAUCGCAUACAUCGUAUAUUGACAAACAGAGAGACAUUUGUACAGAUUAUCAUACAAUGAUGAUACACAAAUACAUACAAUACUAUACUAUAACCUGAUUUAUAAAUGUUUAAGUCCAUAUUAAAGAAACCAAUGGAAUAUUUGUGUGAAACGCGUAUUUAUGUAUACACUUGUCUAACUGUAAGAUAGGAUAUAUGUACUAUGUACCCCUAUAUAUGUAUUUACUUGUAUAUCUGCAUAACGUAUCAAUUGAUAUAAGUGCGAAGGCUUAAGUCUAAAUUGUCUCAGAAAUUGAUGGUAGAUAGAUCCUAAGCACCUUUUGUCUGACGAAUUUGAAUUGUGUUCUUACCUAAUUAAUUGUAACUACUGUAAAUAAAUGUACAUUUAGUUUUAAAUUAGCUGUUUAAGUUAGCUAGUUUACUGUUUCCAGGGUUUGAACUUAGAGCCCAGCAUAGGUUUUUUGGGCUUUUUUUAUUUAUAUUUUUGUCAGUCAUUUCUUGCACCACGAUAACCAAACUAAAUGUGUGUCCCGCCUGUCCACUUAAGAAACCCUCCUUACUGCUAUGAAAUGUCUAUUUACAGUGGCCCAAAGCAUUUAGGAAUCACUCAGCUAAAGUAAUAAAUUGCACUACAUACUCAUAUCCGAAAACCACAAAAAAUAGUAUUAAUAGAUAAAAGCAACGAUGUGAAAUGCAAUAUGUUAAUGCAUGAUGCCUGAUUCAAGCAAUGAAAUGAGCUAAGUUCUACAUUUGAUGGCCUUUCUUUCGACAAACUUAUUGAAAUGUAUCCAAGAAGGCAGGAGAAUAUUCAGUUCGAGAUCAAAUAAUCGCGCACACUCAUCAUCUCAUACAUAAUCAUAACUAUCCUCUGAAUGGAAUGUUGCCUUAUGGCAACUCCAAGCAGGAUUACAACUGAAAGGAACCCCCAAAUGUUGGCAUAAAAGAACUGCCAGAAACUGCUAAAGAAUGUGUAGGAGCUGCUUGCCAUUCAGGGGGAACA
This is a messenger RNA of Drosophila guanche, 3843 nucleotides long. Its product is annotated as probable G-protein coupled receptor B0563.6. Gene Ontology annotation, cellular component: membrane. Gene Ontology annotation, molecular function: G protein-coupled receptor activity. The record is from RefSeq and is a predicted model, not a curated record. Lineage: Eukaryota; Metazoa; Arthropoda; Insecta; Diptera; Drosophilidae. The transcript has 7 exons. Bases 558 to 1901 code for a protein of 447 amino acids. Gene Ontology annotation, biological process: G protein-coupled receptor signaling pathway.